Molecule: messenger RNA, 2420 nt
Organism: Gastrolobium bilobum
Lineage: Eukaryota; Viridiplantae; Streptophyta; Magnoliopsida; Fabales; Fabaceae
Product: probable galacturonosyltransferase 6
Exons: 9
Coding region: 258-2138 (626 amino acids)
Molecular function (GO): polygalacturonate 4-alpha-galacturonosyltransferase activity
Source: RefSeq, a predicted model, not a curated record
GAGAAAAAAUUAAACAAGGUAUUUCUUUCUCUGAGGGGGCGAACAUGGAAGGAGCUGCUUACUGUAUCUCUCUCUCUCCAAAAAGCGCAAAAGCGAAUAACUGAAACCCUAGGCUCCGUGAUUGUUCGUUACUUUUGUUUCGAGGCAUCGAAUUCUCUGUGAUCUGAAUCCGUGAAAUGUGCUUCUCGAGAACGAUUCGGAAUCGCAGAGCGACAGCGAGCAACGCUUCUUCCGUUGUCAACCGGUGACUGACAUCGAUGAAGCAAUCUCAACGGUGGCAGAGGACUCUGAUCCUCUGCCUGCUCUCUCUCUCCGUCGUUGCUCCUCUCGUUUUCGUCUCUCGCAGGCUUAAAGUUCUCACUCCCGAUGGACGAAGAGAGUUUCUCGAUGAUUUAUCGAGUCAUACAUACAGGACAGAUCCUUUGAGGUUAAAUGCUAUAGAACAGGAAGGUGCUGAAGAAUUAGAAGAGCCAAAGCAAGUUGUUUAUGAAGAAAAAGAUUUUGGUUCAUCGAAUAGUUAUAGUUCGGAAAAGAUUAAUGAUUCCGAGGAAUCUAGAAUUGAGGGGUACAGAAAUAACCUUUUGGAAAGAAAUGUUUCAGAAUUCGACCAUGACAAAAUACAAGACCAGGAAGCUCAACAGAAAGGAUUAUCCUCCAUGGAUGGAGAUAAGGGGAAAUUUAAUAAAACAGUAACCAACAAUCAGAAUAUACUCACUCACUCUCAAAGAAUGAUAGAUGAGAAUAUUAAAGUGACAGAUAAGCAAUCUGUUCGAACAGCAACCCAUCAUCAUCAGAUUUCACGCUCUCAGUCUCGGAGAGUGACAAUUCAGAAGGUUGAGGAGAUUAAGGAUCAAAUUAUUAGAGCCAGAGCAUACUUGGGCUUUGCUCCACCAAACAGCAACUCCCACUUGGUGAAGGAGUUGAAGCUGAGAAUUAAAGAGAUGGAACAUGCAGUUGGAGAAGCUACCAAGGAUUCAGAUCUGACAAGGAGUGCUUUGCAGAAAAUGAGACAAAUGGAGGCUUCACUCUCUAAAGCCAGUCGUGCUUUCCCAGACUGCACUGCUAUGGCUGCUAAGCUCCGUACAAUGAAUCAUAAUGCUGAACAGCAAGUUCGUUCUCAGCGAGACCAAACAACAUUUCUUGUUCAUCUUGCUGCAAGGACCACCCCGAAAGGUCUUCACUGUCUUUCUAUGCGGCUAACUGCUGAUUACUUUGCCCUGAGACCUGAGGAUAGGAAGCUCCCAAAUGAAAAUAAGAUUCAUGAUCCAAAACUUCAUCAUUAUGCUGUCUUCUCUGACAAUGUUCUGGCAUGUGCAGUGGUUGUUAACUCCACUGUAUCUAAUGCCAAGGAACAGGAGAAACUUGUUUUCCAUGUAGUGACCAAUUCACUCAACUUUCCUGCAAUCUCAAUGUGGUUCUUAUUAAACCCUCCUGGCAAAACCACAAUCCACAUACAGAGCAUAGACAACUUCGAAUUGUCCAAGUUCAAUACUUCCAACAAAUAUAAUUCCAGUGAUCCAAGAUAUACUUCUGAAUUGAACUUCCUGCGUUUCUACCUGCCAGACAUCUUCCCUGCUCUAAAUAAGAUUCUGCUCUUUGAUCAUGAUGUGGUAGUGCAACAAGACCUCAGUGGACUAUGGAAGGCCAAUAUGAAUGGAAAAGUAAAUGCAGCAGUUGGGACUUGUCAGGAAGGUCAAACUUCGUUUCAUAGAAUGGAUAUGUUCAUAAACUUCUCAGAUCCAUUCAUUGCAAAAAGGUUUGAUGUCAAUGCUUGCACAUGGGCAUUCGGGAUGAACUUGUUUGAUUUGCAACAGUGGAGGAGACAUAAUUUAACUGCUGUCUAUCACAAAUAUUUACAAAUGGGUUCCAAGAGGCCAUUGUGGAACAUUGGAAGUCUGCCUUUAGGCUGGCUCACCUUCUAUAACAAAACUAUGAUUUUGGACAGACGGUGGCACAUUCUUGGCCUUGGUUAUGACUCGGAAGUCGAUAGAAAUGAGAUAGAGCGGGCUGCCGUCAUACACUAUGAUGGAAUUAGGAAGCCUUGGUUGGAUAUUGCGAUGGGAAGAUAUAAAGGUUAUUGGUCCAAAUUUGUGGGGUUUGGCCACCCUAUUUUGCAAAGGUGCAAUCUCCAGGCGUAGCCCAUAAUCUAAACCUUACCUGGCACUUGUUGUUUGACUAGUUUGCUGGCACAUUAAUUGCCUGCUUCAAUCCAUUCUUUCUUGUUCUUGGCAAUUCUUCUUGUAAAGCCCUUCAUAGUUACACAGAAUUUUCCACAGAUAUCUUUUUAGAAGCUUAGCUUAUUUGUAUUGACAUUUAAGAUGAAAUAAGACUCACAGAGGCAUUUUAGCUGCUUGCAGAUGCUAUUGGUUGUUGUGUACAUAAUUCAUUCUCGUGCUCUAUUAGGUUGUGCCAAUGCUCGU